CGAGAUCGCAAGCCGUUCGCGAGGGAGAGUCACAUUCCACUCGCAUCCGUUUCGUUGUCGAAGGAGGCGUCACAUCACGAGGCGCUCUCUCAGAGCUUAGCCAAAGUCCGGACUCGAUAUCCUGGACGCAAGCCACGUUGCGCACACCGCAGUUCAUCAUCGUCGACGAGAGAACCCAUUGCCAUUGGCCGGUUGCUACGUAGUCCAUCGUUCGACGAGAUAACCGGCAGCCAUAUUGGCUGGUUGCUACGCAGUCCAUCGUUCGACAAGAGAACCGGCAGCCAUAUUGGCCGGUUGCUAUGCAGUUUGGUCAGUUGCUAUGCAGUCCAUCGUCGUCGACAAGAGAACCGGCAGUCACAUCGGUCGGUCCUUACGCUGUUCAUCAUCUUUGCCGAAGGUUUCGGCAGCUACAUUGCCACGGAUCCCGCGUGCACAGCGCAUUUUCAUCACGAGCGUCGGUUGAGGAAGCCGGCGGCCAUAUUCGUUUCCUGCACCGCAUCCCCAGCGUCUCCUGGUCGGCAUCGUUAUCGAUCACGAAGACAUCGAACGCGCAUUGUCAAGGUCCAAAACCGUGUAUUCCUGUGCAAUCAGACUGCCUCAAGAAAAUAUAAUUCACCAAUGCAUUCAUCUACUUUUUCAAGCAAUUAUGAUGAGUCUUGCUUAAUUGAGUCUCCGACUUCACCUUACGUUGAAACAACAUCUCAGAGAUGCUCUUUAAGGAAAGUUAAUCCUCUGCAGACAUCAUCUAACGCUACCUCGACAACUUCAGAACAUAACAAAUCAGAUGUCUCUUACGUGAUUGUAACGAAAUUAGUGAGUUUAGAAAAAUCUACGAAUAUACUUAUUUCCAUGAUAAAACAACUCAUGGCACACUUUCGAUUAACGAAACCGAUUAGUGUGGAGAACGUCCCACAAAUUCCUAUUGACUCCCAUGAAGAUUUGGAUAAUCUUGAAAAAUUUUUGGAUGUUAAAGAAAAUUUUGAAUAUAUGGUAAAUACCUUAAGUAUAUCAGGCGGCACAACAAUUACUCAGAUAACUAGGAGGAUUAUCGCAAAAUUGAUUACAAAUAAUUAUGCUACCAAUUACAACUGGGCGGGUAGAGCACCUAAGAGAGCUUUUAAAUCUUUAAAAACGAAGAACUUGGUUGUCGCUACUGUUAAGGCCGUAGAAUCUAAUGCUGCUAUCAAUUUAAUUGAAAAUUCCAUUAAAGAUUGGUUAAAAUUAUCAUCUGUUCGUCUGACAUUAGCCGAAGCCAGAGCACUAAAGAGAAACAUUUCAACAGCAAGCAUGGAUUGAAAUUUUGUACUUAUUAUUUAUAAUUUAUAAUUACAGUAUUAUAACUAAUCUGGUGCAAUACAUAUAACGUGAUGCAAUACAUAUAGACAUAUAAUUUUAUGCAAUUUAUAGCUUUAUGUUUAAAUAGUUUAAUGUUUACUCAUGUAAUUUGGAAAAAAUACACAUUAUUAUAUUUA
Messenger RNA from Ooceraea biroi (clonal raider ant), 1472 nucleotides. RefSeq lists its product as uncharacterized. Lineage: Eukaryota; Metazoa; Arthropoda; Insecta; Hymenoptera; Formicidae. The record is from RefSeq and is a predicted model, not a curated record.